Messenger RNA from Monomorium pharaonis (pharaoh ant), 1548 nucleotides. RefSeq names its product RNA-binding protein 1 (gene Rbp1). The transcript is spliced from 5 exons. Lineage: Eukaryota; Metazoa; Arthropoda; Insecta; Hymenoptera; Formicidae. Bases 245 to 658 code for a protein of 137 amino acids. The record is from RefSeq and is a predicted model, not a curated record. Gene Ontology annotation, cellular component: nuclear speck. Gene Ontology annotation, molecular function: RNA binding. Gene Ontology annotation, biological process: mRNA splicing, via spliceosome.
CAUUUCUGUAUGAACGGCCAUUUUCAAUCUUACCGUUGUCGAGGUUCUUGAAUCAUCAUCGAUUUUUAAGCAGAAUACCACUUGUACAACAAAUCUCUCGCAGGUAAGUAUCGUGAAUACAUCGCAUCAACGGAUCCUCACGCAGAGCUUCCGUUUGCUGGACGACCGACCGUGAAUGUUCGGAUCAGCAUAGAAAAGGGGUUCGCGUCAACCACAAACCGAGCCGUGUCAAUCCGCACACAAAAUGGAGGGAAAAGGUAAAAACAUGUCUCGCUAUCGUGAAUGGGAUCUAUCCUGUAAGGUUUAUGUGGGCAAUCUGGGUAGUAGUGCUAGCAAACACGAGAUCGAAAGUGCAUUCAGUAAGUAUGGCCCACUAAGAAAUGUGUGGGUAGCCAGAAAUCCACCUGGCUUUGCAUUUGUGGAAUUUGAAGAUCCACGAGAUGCUGAAGAUGCAGUUCGAGGAUUGGAUGGAACUCGAUGCUGUGGUACUAGAGUGAGAGUCGAGAUGUCAUCUGGAAGAAGCCGCCGCGGUGGUGGCGGUCGUAGACCUGGUCCUCGGUAUUCCAGGUCCAGAUCUCGCAGUCCUCGCAGGAGAUCAUUGACCCGGAGCCGUAGCCGAGAUCGUCGCUCGCGUUCGGAUUCCCGUGACAGACGUUAGAUGCUAAAAGUUCAAGAGAGAGAGAGAGAGAGAGAGAUAUAGAUAGAAAGAAAGAGAGAAAACCGAUCUACUUUAUGUGGCGGAUGGAAGACAGAAAAAGAAAUAAAACGACAAUUUUGUAUAAGAUUUGUUAACCACACAUACAUAUACUACACAUUCAUGUUUUAAUUUAAACGACCAUGAUAAAAAAUGCAAUAAUAAGCAGAGUAAAAGACAUUUCGACGAAUUUUAUGCAGAUUUAGUUUUCAAGUUGUAAGUUUCUAAGUUAGUUUUUUCAUAAGGGUGCAUUCAGAUUAAGAAAAACAAAAUUCAAGCACUGAUAAUAGAAUAUGAACAAGCUAUUAAUAUAACUUUUGUUUGGUUUAAAAUUUGCUUUUCCACUCUUUAUGUGAAUGCGCCCUAACAAUAUAUGUACACAUACAUGGAAAAUUAUAAUGCACAUCAUAGCAUCUUAAUUGUAAUUGGUAUCCAUUAUAUUGUAUCAAGAUGCUAUGUUAUUUAUAAGAUUACAAAGUAAGUCCAAUAUUAUUACUUUUAAGGUAUUUCACAAGUAAUAACAAUAAUAAUAAAUAAUGUGAUGAUAAUAAUUAGGACUCGAAAGUUUGUGCAUCCUGUGUCGUUGAGUACUAUUCCGUGCAAGUUGUGUGUAUGUAUGUAAUGACUGGCUGUCGAACAUAAAUACACACAGCGCGCGUGUUCAGUGAGGGAUUUCGUACGAACUUUCAAGCCCUAAUAAUAAUUAUUAAUUAUUAUCAAUAUUUGUUCAUCCAAUUGUUCUAUUAUCUGUACUAUUUGGUAAAAGGAUGAGAAAAGAGCGAUUUUUUUGACAUAAUUGUUUUGUAUACUUGUAUUAGAAAUUUAAGACACAACAAAUAAAUUGUGAAUAAUAA